This is a messenger RNA of Penicillium griseofulvum, 2532 nucleotides long. Its product is annotated as LIM domain-binding protein. The record is from RefSeq and is a predicted model, not a curated record. Bases 1 to 2532 code for a protein of 843 amino acids. The transcript has 3 exons. Gene Ontology annotation, biological process: positive regulation of transcription by RNA polymerase II; negative regulation of transcription by RNA polymerase II. NCBI's taxonomy places the organism in Eukaryota, Fungi, Ascomycota, Eurotiomycetes, Eurotiales, Aspergillaceae. Gene Ontology annotation, cellular component: transcription regulator complex; nucleus.
AUGAUGAUGACGCAGCCGUUUCCUGCCCACCAAGGCAUGCCGCAACAUGGGUUUCCCCCCGGCCACCCAAUGGCCGCGCAACAUCCAAAUGGACACCCGGGCGCUGGAAUGGUGCAGCAAAUGCAUCCAGGUGUGUCUGCGCCGGGAGGACCUCAAGUCAGCCAGGCGGGUCCGAUGAUGGGGGGCAUGCCUCCGGGCGCUGGGACAGCUGGUCCUGGUGGCCCCGGCCCAAACGCCCAUGCCCUCUCCCAUCUGAAUCCCGCGCAGGCGCAUAUGCUUCAGAACCCCCAAUUCCAACAAAAUUUCGCGAACAAUCCCCAUAUAUUACACCAGCAACAGCAACAGCAACAAUUAAUGCGGCAACGCAUGAUGCUUCAACACCAGCAGCAACAACAGCAACAGCAGCAGCAUCAACAGCAGCAACAACAGCAGCAUCAACAACAGCAGCAGCAGCAACAACAGCAACAGCAGCAUGGUCUACCCGUAUCAACACAAGGUCUUAAUGCUGCUCAAAUAGCCGCAAUGCCUAAUGGCACACAAGGACUCAAUGCUGCUCAAAUGGCUGCAAUGCAAGCGAACCAUGGAAUGCGACCCGUCAAUAUGAUACAGCUUCAGCAGCAAAUGCCACAUGGCCAGCCGCCAAGUAUCCAACAGCAACAGCAAUUUUUCGCUAUUCAGCAGGCUCAGCAGCAGGCCCAACAAGCUCAGCAGGCUCAGCAUGCUCAACAGCAGGCAAAUAACGGGCAAUCAGGCCAGCAUACCCCGCAGCGUGCAUCGGCACAACCCCCGAAUAUGCACGAACAGAGUGCCACUCCACAAUCGCAGCAUGGCGGACCGGGAGGCGGCACACCACAACCCUCUCAGACCUCUCAGCCACCAUCCACUCAACCCCCGCAAUCACAGGGCCCGCCUCAAGGCCAGGCAACUCCUAACCCCCCAUCGCAGCAAUUGCCGCAGUCUCAACAGCCAGGCCAACAAGGACAAGUGGGUCCGCAGCCACAACCUCCUCAGGGUGCCCAGGGCCAGCAGCCGGGUCCUCAAAACCCACAGAUGACGGCCCAGGAAGCUCAGAUGAAAGCACAGCAGCACCAGAAUGCUCUUAUGAUGCAUCAGCAGCAACAACAGCAAAGGAAGAACAACGCAAUAUUGACCAUUCAUGCCUAUGCCGAGCAUUUGGGCAACUUCCAACCCCGCAAUGAAGCACAGGAUCUUCUAUAUUGGCAGUCGUUUGUCGAUCGCUUUUAUUCCCCUGUAGGUGUAUUGCGGCAGGGUGUUUGGGACAACGCGAUUGGGUCUAAACAAUUCGAAAUUGCGACCCCUGCACUUGCACGUUAUUAUUUGACCCAAUUCACUAGCGGGAUUAGUCAAAUCCAGAUGGUGGUGGAAGGUGCUCGCGAGCGGGAAUCCCACAAUGGAGGACAUUACGUGGAAGCCCCGAGAUGUUCAUUCAUCUAUUGGUUCAAGAAUGAGUGCCAGCUUUUCACCAAUGGCACGCUGCGCGCGCAUUUCGAUAUGCACAACAAGCUCGAGAUGCUCGACGUCAACGUCGUCAGCCACAAUGAGUACAUUCCGCGGUCUUUGUUAUUGGCUAUGGAGGCGGAUUCCCAAAAGCAAAGUCCAAAGGUUGCGAAGAACUCAAAACGUGCUCAACCUAAACAAGCACUAUCAUUAGUACCAGAAUCAAACGUGACUGCCAAUGGUGUGCCUACCCCAGUGAUGGGAUUCAUGGAAGUGGCUGAAACCAUUUCUACAAUGCAAAUGCUCUUCCAGUUUUCUCAGGCAAAUCCGCAGCUAUCGCCUCCUGACGCUUUGCGGAAUCUGGUCAAUACCCUCCAAGCGCAGAAUCCUAAUCCAGGAUUUGUGUCAACUCCCAUGCCCAUGAACCAGGGCAUGAAUCCAGCCAUGAACCCGGGCAUGAAUCCGGCUAUGAAUCCGGCUAUGAACCCUAACAUGAAUCCAAACAUGAAUCCGGGCAUGAAUCCAGGCAUGAGUCCGGGUAUGAAUCCAGGCAUGAGCCCGAGCAUGAACCCAGCCAUGCAUCCUGGCAUGAAUCCCGCGAUGCACCCAGGCAUGAGUCCGGGCAUGAAUCCGGGUAUGAAUCCUGGCAUGAACCCAGCCAUGCACCCAGGCAUGAAUCCGGGUAUGAAUCCGGGUAUGAACCCAGGCAUGCAACCCAUGCAAAAUGUUCGAGGACAUAGCAUGGGGGCUCCAUCCCAGUUCGCCUCGCCGGCCAUGGCUCAUCUUGGUCUUCCCGGGCAGCAAGGCUCGCCUCAUCUGACUGGUUCAGCACAUGCGAGCCCAGCCCAAAGCAAUCUCGUCGGUCCCCCCGGGAUGCAACCGCCAAUGCAGCCAUCCCCAGCUGGUGUGAAUAACAGUCCAAAUGUAGGUGGCAAGCGUCGCCGGGCAAGCACCGUCAAAAUGGAGUCCGAGGAUGGUGGUGGAGUCGAAGCUAACGGCGCUCCGCAGCAGGGCUCAGCGAAAAUAAAGGCUAGCCCUCGGGUGCCGAAGCGACAAAAGGGCGCCGCCGCCUAA